Messenger RNA from Onychostoma macrolepis, 6090 nucleotides. RefSeq names its product reticulon 3 (gene rtn3). Lineage: Eukaryota; Metazoa; Chordata; Actinopteri; Cypriniformes; Cyprinidae. Gene Ontology annotation, biological process: endoplasmic reticulum tubular network formation; brain development; neuron differentiation. Gene Ontology annotation, cellular component: neuron projection; postsynaptic density. The coding region runs from base 216 to 3860 and encodes 1214 amino acids. The record is from RefSeq and is a predicted model, not a curated record. The transcript is spliced from 9 exons.
CUCUCUCUCUCGUGUACCCGCCCUAUUUGUCUUCCACCGCCCCCAUCCACUGCAACAUUCAGGCAGGUUCACCCUAAUGUGCUUGUGAAGGCUCGGCGACGCCGCUGCUGUAUUAGGAAAUACUCGGUGAAUCGGGAACGUUCAGAGUAUCAAUCAGCAGCCAAACCUCAAACGACACUUCUGAACUACAGAUCCUGUAGAACAACACGACAAACAUGGCAGAUCCAAUGACCCAAUCUUCUCAGAUUUCGUCGUCGCAAGGCCUAAACGAUGGGCAUUCUGCAUCGUCCAAAGACUCCAAGUUUUCCGAUUCCUUUUUUUCUUCGCCUGUAUCUCUCAUUCAGUCUCCUCAAGACAAAAGAGUGGUACUGGGCUCUGACAAACCUUCAGAAAAUUUGGCCACAUCUCCUCGCUUUUCUUCUCAGUCAAGUUCCUUUUCGCCAGUUGCUUAUGGAAUCGACUCCUCAGGAUCACCUGCUGACAACAUAGAUCGUACCUUCAAAGAGAAACGGGAGCUUUUUGAUUCAUCUUUUGGCUCUCAAAAGCAGGACUCCCCUGUAAAGACAUCACCAGUGUCUGAGAGAAUCAAAGCACUAGAAGCUUUAGCUGCAAAGCAGAAUGAUUUUGAUAGAAGUGAUGGGGGGUUUCCACAUUUUAAAGAGCGUCACUAUGAGAAGUCCCCUACUGAAUCACAUGGAAUUUCCUCCCGCUUGUCCUUUCAGAAAAGGACAACAUCAAAUGAGCAGGAAUCUUCAGAAUUACCUUUCCAGAAAAGGAAAAUGUCAAAUGAGCAGGAAUCUCCCGAAUCACCCUUUCAGAAAAGGACCAUGUCAAAUGAACAGGAAUCUCCAGAAUCGCCCUUUCAGAAAAGGACCAUGUCAAAUGAACAGGAAUCUCCAGAAUCGCCCUUUCAGAAAAGGACCAUGUCCAUUGAACAGGAAUCGCCCUUUCAGAAAAGGACCAUGUCAAAUGAGCAGGAAUCUCCAGAAUCGCCCUUUCAGAAAAGGACCAUGUCAAAUGAGAAGGAAUCUCCAGAUUCACCCUUUGAAGUGCUUGGAGAGGAAAGGCGUGGAAGUGACUUUGAGGACACCGCUGACUGGAUGAGAGCUCACUUACCUCCAGCACCAGAUUUCAACAUUGAAGAUCCUGAUCUUGAUGAGGGAAAUGAUUCUCCCAUGGUGCAAGAGAGCCCAUCCAAAGUGAUGAAACCAAACAAUGUUGAUACAGCAGAAGUUCCAGAAUCUUUUGCAGGAGUUCCUGAUCAGUUUAUGGACAGUCCCAUCAAAGUGCCAGAUGACAUCAUUCAGUCAAAGGAUGAUGACAGCAAGCAAUCAAAACAAGAGAGUGUUGAGGAAGAUUCUGAAUUUGACCUGAACUUUUUACCAACAGCCUAUAUGUGGGAUAAACAAGAGAAAGCUGAUAUGAGCACUCAAGGCUAUCAGAUAUUCCCUGACAAUCAAGAGCUUCCUUUCUCCCCUGCUCCUCCUGCAGAUUUUGAGUCUCCAUCACCCCCUGUGUCCCAACAGACGGAGCCUAGUUCUACACAACAUUCCAGUGUUUCAAAGGGAAACUUGGAGCCUGCUGAAAUCCAAGAGGUAGACAGCUCUGGGGAGUCAGAUGAUACUGUGAUUGAGGAAACCAUGAGCAUCCCAACAGUGGGAAACAAUGACCUUGACACCAAAACCCACAAGGAAGAGGAGACUGUUCCAAUCACUGAAAAACAGCCAAUGCAGGUACCUAUUAUUAAUGUAAUUGAAACCGAGGAACAAGUUUUAAGUGAUGAUGAGGAACCACUUGAGAUGGAAGCAGAAGAGGAGGAGGAGGAUGAAAAGUGUCAGAUAUUGCAAGGUGACGGCAAAAGGUCACCAGAGCAACAUGACACAGAGGUUCCAGAACAAGUAUCUGUGGAAACUCUACAUGAUGACCAUAAACCUGACCAUGGCAUUUCAUCUCCUACAAAUCAAAAUGACUCUGAUGCUGAGCGCUCUCCUGAACACAAGGUGAUUGAAGAUGAUUAUGAAAGUGGCAUUUUUCUCCAGUCCUCUCCGGACUCUGGAGGCCUGAAUUCAGAGGACUCUCAAGAGCUUAUGCCUCAGAAUUUAGUGACCUUUGAACCCCUUAAAGAGUCAUCCCUUGAUAAAGACCUAGACAAGACUGCAGAAAUACUUUCUGACCUUCCCCCUGACAUCAGUUCCCCCUCAAAUGAGCCCAGUGAUGUAGAGACUUACCUGGAUCAUUACGCCAGUGAAGAGCUUGCUUUAAAAGACCAGCUGAAUUCAUCAUAUUUUAAGGAAAGUAAAAGUGAGAAAACAGAGCUUUCAAAGUCAAGCUGUCCUCAAGAUAAUCAAAAUACCAAUGUUCAGGAAUCCUUUGAACAUAUUCCUGAUGAUUUCAAUGAGACACCCAACGAAUGCAGGCUAGACUAUGAAUCUGUGCCUGAGCCUUCCCUAUCUGACCCUUCAUCUGAUAUUCCUGAUGAUAUUGAGACCGUAGUCCCUCAAAACGAAAUGCCAAGUGUUGAUUCAGAAGAUCAAAAGUCAUCAGUAGAAAUCAAGUCUUCAGUCUUGCAGGAACAGGAGGAGUUGCCAGUCCAGUCCGUUGAUCCACAGCCACCAGUUCAAGAGAACCCACUUGCACCAUUUCCCUCUUUUCACAAUGAGCAGUCUAGCAAAAUCAGUGAAGAUAUUUCUGGCCCUGUGGCAAAUGAGGUUACUGAGGGAUCGGUGAUAACCAAGUCUGAACCUCGAGUUGUGCCCACCAAAGAUCUUUUAGAUAGACCGGAUUCUCCAGAGACCCUAAGUGAUACAGAGACGUUUGAACCAGAAUGUUCAGUAACAGCAGCGACUGACAGCUUCGUGGAGUUCAUGAGGGAGUGUCUUAAGUCACGGCAGGAUGAGGAACCUGAGGUCCUCAGUCCCGGACACAAAACUAUAGACCAGAAUCCCAAAUCUGAUGCUCCUGCUUCCACUCAAUCCUCUCCAGCUAUGAUCAUGGACUUGGAGCAGGAGCGCCUCACAAUUUCUGCUUUGAAAGAGCUCGGGAGCAGCCAAGAGGACGAAGACAAGGAUAUUCCCACUAUGAAGACUGUCCUAAAGCCUGAUAACGCUCCAUUUCCUACACCUACACCUAGACCUGAGGCCUCAGUCACCUCAUCUUCUCACACUCUUCAAAACAAGUAUCAGCCUGAUGCCUUACUUCCCAAAGAGGUAGAGGCAAUCGACAUUUGGGUAGCAGAGGCCUACCACCUUGCAGAGCAUGUCUUGACAGCAAUACUAACCCAUCUUACAGUGAAUGACCUGGUGCACUGGCGGGACCCUAAGAAGUCAGGUGUGGUGUUUGGCGUGUCGCUGCUGUUGCUGCUUUCUCUGGCAGCGUUUAGCGUGAUCAGCGUGGUCUCCUACCUGCUGUUGGCCCUGCUCUGUGUCACCAUCUCUUUCCGCAUCUACAAAUCUGUCAUCCAGGCUGUGCAGAAGUCCAGCGAUGGACAUCCCUUCAAGGCUCUGAUGGAGAAAGAUGUCAGCGUGCCCCCCGAGACCUUUCGCAAGCACGUGGAUUCCUGUCUCACCCACGUCAACCGUGUGCUCAAGAAGAUGAGCCGCCUCUUUCUGGUCGAGGAUCUGGUGGAUUCCCUCAAGCUGGCAGUGGUUAUGUGGCUGCUGACAUAUGUUGGAGCGGUCUUCAAUGGCAUCACUAUCCUCAUCCUCGCUGACAUCCUGCUCUUCAGUGUACCGCCCAUUUAUGAGAAAAACAAGACCCAGAUUGACCGUUACAUUGACAUUGCACGCACUCAAGUCAACACUACAAUUGCCAAGCUACAAGAGAAACUCCCAGGAGCCAUGAAGCGCUGUAAAGCAGAAUGAUCCUCCUCUCCGAUCCCUCGUUACCAUGUUUACCAUCCUUCUAUCUUUAGCCGCCUCCCCUUACACUAAGCCCCACCCCUUUCCCUCUCUUCCCCUGUUUAACCCCACACCUUAAAACAAAACCAUCUGCACUGAACCAGCUAGUAUGUAAAAUCUAAAAAGCUUCUUGAUAUUCAAUGUUAACUCUGCAGCUUAUUAAUGAGCAUUAGGAAAAGAAGCUCGGGGCUCCAGGAGCUGGUGUUUUUCAACACAGGAAGUGAUGUAAUGCUACUGGAUGCCCGUUUUGAAGGCCGGUGCACGGAAGGAUUUGUGAACUAGACUGAACCUAUGACCUGGUUUUGAGUGUUGGGUUGGGUGAUGCUGUAGUAAUGAAUAAAGACAGGUGUUUGACUCAAAAGCAAAUGUCUGUACUUUUCAAAAAAAAAAAAAAAGAUCAUUUCACUGAAAAAUGCUGACAAAAAAAUUCAUAAAUAAAUAAACAAAACAAAAAAAGAGAGAGAGAGAGAACCUUAUGAAACAUACUUUCCCCCCCUCUUUGUUCUUCGAAAAAUGUGUACGUAUUCAUCUGAAAUGCACUGAACCGUUCUAGACUUGCACGUUUUGAACUGUCAGGAUGGAUUGGGACGCUACCAGCAGUGAUAAUUCGGUCUAGUUCACUCUCCUCCCUGUUAUUGGCGCAAUUUUUAAUUUUGUGUAUGUAUAUAUAGUUCGAUUACAACAGGCUCUUUGCUGUGAAGUAGUUAGUGUUGCUUUUUAUAUUUAAAAAAACAAAUAUACAGCUCUUAUAUUUGUCUCUUUCGCACCUCUCUCGCACUCAGUCAUCUGAGUUGAGUUCACAUGUAAAUGUUAUUAUUAUUAUUACUCUUCAGAUAAUAGUUAUUAUAUUAUAUCCCAAUUAGGAUGGCUGCUUUAAGUCCCCUGUCUGACAUUGGCUUCGUAACAAUAAAUAUUAAUAACCUUAAGAUUGAGUUUUAUGUAUAGGAUCGUCAGAGCACCAGAAUAUAGGAGAGGAAGGCAAUAACUUUCUGCUUGAUGUGAUGUUGGCCCCACAAGUCAUCGAUUUUUGUUGAAACGGGGCCAGUGCCCAUCAUUUAUGUCAUUUAGAAAAGUAAGACUCUUUUUUUUUUUUUUUUUGUCAGCAUUUCGGGGCAUUGUUUACCACCUUGGGCACUGAAGAAGUUUAAAUAUUUAAAAAGGCUGCAAAGAACUAUUAUUUAAGCUGGAUAAUUACACUUACUAAUCACAUGUGGUAACACUGAAAGUCGAAACCCCACUGUAAAGACUGUUGGCUUUUAGGAUACAACUACAACGGUGAGUUUAUUUCUUAAAGGGAAAGGGUAGCAUAGUAAAAAUAGCUUCAGGUUGGGCCGCUCUGUUUGAAAGCAGCGUCAGUCCGCGCAAAAACUACUCGAAUGCAUUUAUGUGCACAGUUACGACGUGAUAAAUGAAUUAUCUACCAUAUAUCAAGUUGCAUUCAUAUUACUUUUCUUACUGCAUAGUCUGUCAGCUCCUGAUGGUUUUAUUGCAUUGUUCGCUUAACAUUCCAGCUGAUGCAGUUGGAAGCAUGUCCAAAUUGGAAAAUUGAAGUUUUAACUCUAAAACGUUCCAUCACAUUUUAAAAGUUUGUUCUGUGAUUAUUGGCCCCUUUCUAAUAUACUUUGAUUUCUCUCUCACCCUUUUUGUGUUGUAUGCAUGUUUACACACAUGAUCAGAUUCAGACGGAAGUGUCUUAUCAUUGUGUUGCUUAACUAGCAUGUUCUACAGUCGAGAUCACAUGUGCAGUGUUGCUUUCGAAGAACAGGUCAAGCUCUGACAAUUUGCAUUACCACAUUGUUUUCUUCGAGUUUAAGGGUAAAUUAUAACUAUAACUAAUUUUUUAAGAGAUGCAAACCUCUCUGUUUAAGUUCUUCGUCUUAUUAUCUGCUCUCUUCUCUUCUGAGGUUCAGUUUAAUAUUUGGUUUUUUUUUUUUUUUAACUUAUUCCUGUAGUAUCUUAGCAUGUUUGCUGUUUCUUCUUUCCUGUGUUUCUCUCUGAGAAGGGUUGACGGAGGUCACAUUCUUUUUGCUUUUGAUUCUUGAAGACUAGAUGUGAUGACUAACAUCUACAUUCAGUUUGUUAGUUUUGAAUUAAGUUAAUAUGUGGGAUCUUUUGGGGGGGAAAAGAUGCAAACAGGAAAACUUGUGGUCCCUGUAAUGAUGUCAAAGUGAACUUAAUAAAAAUGCCAAAAGCA